UCCUCGAAACUUCUCUCUCUCUCUCUCUUUCCCUGUCUCUUUCUCUCGUUCUUCUACUCUGCUCAUAAUAAUGGGGAACACAUCUUCAUGCGCACCAUUGAUCAUAUCAUCACACUCAUCCUCAGGAGUAGUCAAAAUCUUGGCUCCGUUCGCGGGAACUCUCGACGUUUUCUCUAAGCCCAUCAAAACCUCCGACAUCGUCUCUCGAAACUCCGGCCACUUUAUCACCGACUCGACUCUACUCCAAGUCGGCCACCGAGUCACCGCCGUGUCUCCAGACGAGUUUCUACGGCCGAGACGGCAUCUCUAUCUCCUCCUCCCGACAGACAUGCUCUUCUCUGUCUUAACACAAGAAGAACUCGCUCUCAUAUCCGACAAAGCCGCGGAGACACUCAACGAAAGCAGGUAUAACCAUUUGAAGAGAAUAUUCCCGGUUUGUAUCUUUCCGGUAACCGGAGACAGACGAAGAAACUCAUCAUCAGCUGAUGAUGAUCAACAAGACGACCAUCACGAUGGUGUGGAAAUUAUAAGAGAAACCCUAGAAGAGAAGGUACUAUACGAAUCGAAACAUGGAUCUUGGAGGCCUAAAUUGGAGACGAUCGUGGAGAGCUAAAUGCCUAAAAUCUCGAUGAUCAUUAAAUUCUAUAUAUGUAAAAAACCAACAUUCAAUCAUAGACGAGAGUACUAUUUUGUUCUUUUAUUUAUAUUUUUGUCCUGAUUUUUUUGUCCGAGUUUUACAGAGAAAUAUAUUGAGGCUUAUGUGGUUUUGGUCA
Capsella rubella is the source of this 773-nucleotide messenger RNA. RefSeq lists its product as uncharacterized. Lineage: Eukaryota; Viridiplantae; Streptophyta; Magnoliopsida; Brassicales; Brassicaceae. Bases 71 to 613 code for a protein of 180 amino acids. The transcript has a single exon. The record is from RefSeq and is a predicted model, not a curated record.